CUUGGACGUAAAAAUGAAAAAAUCUACGCCAUUAAAGUAAUGAAAAAGUCUGAAAUGAUAAAUAAAAAUAUGGUGAACCAAGUUUUAGCUGAACGUGAUGCUCUUGCAAUUAGCAGAAGUCCAUAUGUUGUGCAUUUAUUUUAUUCACUUCAAUCAAAACAGAAUAUAUACUUGAUAAUGGAAUAUAUGAUUGGUGGUGAUGUGAAAUCACUAUUGAAUAUUUAUGGCUAUUUUGAUGAAGAUAUGGCAAUUUUUUAUGCAGCAGAAGCAAAUCUUGCAUUAGAAUAUUUACAUCAGCAUGGAAUUGUUCAUAGGGAUUUAAAACCAGAUAACAUGUUAAUAAACAGUAAUGGACACAUUAAAUUGACUGACUUUGGUCUAUCGAAAGUUAACUUGAAUAGACUUUAUUUUCAGAAUAAUUCUCCUUCUGAAACUCGCCAUUUAUCUUUAUCUGGUACUGCUUGGAUGUCUUAUGAAUCAAAUCUAAGUUCCAAAAAAAUACAUUCAAAUACAAAAUCUACACCAGAAUACUGCAGUUCUUUUACAAAACGAUUACAGCAAGUAAGAAGUGAAUCAUUAACUACAGAUUCUAGCAAUAAUGCAAAAAUAAAUGAAAAUGCAAGUAGUACUAAUAAAGAAAAUGAAGGAUCAGACAGUCAAAUAGAAUUGAGUAAUGAAAAAUCCUCUUCUCAAUUAACAUCUGAUCCAAUUGGAACAACACCCAGCAGGAAACUUCGAAAACGUAAAUCUUCUAAAACGUUGCAAGAUUUCCAAGCCAAGAGACAUUAUCAUAAAAAGCAAAGUAAUGAUUCUUCUGAUAAAUAUAAGAAACGAAAACGAUGCAGUUCUUUCAGAUCCUCUGAUAAAUGUGCCAAAUAUAAGACUGGGAUUUCUGAUGAAUUUUCAGAAUUAAGUGUAAAAAAUUUCAAUAAGAAAAGGAAAUUAACAAUGUGUGACUCUAGUCUAGAAAUGGAUUCUAGUGGAAAUGUGUUCAGUCCUAACAAUUAUCGGAAUAAAAGUAGUUCAGGAAAAAUUGAUAGCUUGUCUGGUAUAAUAUCUUUGACUCCUAGAUUUGAUGAUGUUACAGCCAUAUUGUCAGAAAACUGUUGUGCAUUAAAUACAUCUACAGAAGAUGAAAUGGAAACAAAACAAUGUCUGGCAAGUAAUGAUGAAAUUAAAAAGAUGACAAGAUUUGCCGAACCUCUCAAUUCAGAAAUUAAAAAUGAAAUUUAUGAUGAUAAAAGGAAGUCUUUUAAUUCUGUAACUCCCACAUUUACUAAUAAUUCUAACAGAAAUUCUAUAACUAAAAUGAAUUUUACACCUAAGCUAUCUGCUCCCACGCCUUAUCGUACGCCAAAGAGUGUUCGGAGAGGCCGCCAACCAAGUAGCAACUAUCGUAUUUUUGGAACACCAGAUUAUCUAUCACCAGAAUUAUUACUUCAUCAAAAUCACAGUUUUCCUGUCGACUUGUGGGCUUUAGGAGUCUGCCUAUUUGAAUUUCUGACAGGAAUUCCUCCAUUUAAUGAUGAAACACCAGAAGCAGUAUUUAAGAAUAUUCUUAAUAGGGAUAUUCCAUGGCCAGAAGGAGACGAAGAACUAUCUUCAAAAGCCAGAUCUGCUAUAGAACUACUACUGACAGUUGAUCAGAAAAUUCGUCCAACUGCAAAAGAUGUAAAAAAUAUAGAAUUGUUUCGGACAACAGAUUGGGAGAAUUUGUUAUUAAAAGAAGCACCUUUUAUACCCAUACCAGAUGAUGAGACAGAUACAACAUAUUUUGAAGCUAGGAAUCACAACCAAAACUUAAAAGUGUCAAAUUUUGAAUUAUAGGAGUUGAGAUAUUUUUGCAAUUAUUUAGAAAGAAAAACAAGAAAAAAAAAUCUUUAUUUAUACAAGUUUUAUUUGCUGUCAUAUACAUA
Molecule: messenger RNA, 1916 nt
Organism: Centruroides sculpturatus (bark scorpion)
Lineage: Eukaryota; Metazoa; Arthropoda; Arachnida; Scorpiones; Buthidae
Gene: gwl
Product: serine/threonine-protein kinase greatwall-like
Exons: 11
Biological process (GO): intracellular signal transduction; peptidyl-serine phosphorylation
Cellular component (GO): nucleus
Molecular function (GO): ATP binding; protein serine/threonine kinase activity
Source: RefSeq, a predicted model, not a curated record